Hemicordylus capensis (graceful crag lizard) is the source of this 11324-nucleotide messenger RNA. It is a transcript of the gene POMGNT1, whose product is annotated as protein O-linked mannose N-acetylglucosaminyltransferase 1 (beta 1,2-). The record is from RefSeq and is a predicted model, not a curated record. Gene Ontology annotation, cellular component: Golgi membrane. The coding region runs from base 292 to 2268 and encodes 658 amino acids. Gene Ontology annotation, biological process: protein O-linked glycosylation via N-acetylgalactosamine. NCBI's taxonomy places the organism in Eukaryota, Metazoa, Chordata, Lepidosauria, Squamata, Cordylidae. Gene Ontology annotation, molecular function: beta-1,3-galactosyl-O-glycosyl-glycoprotein beta-1,3-N-acetylglucosaminyltransferase activity. The transcript has 22 exons.
CGGGCGUCUAGCUGUAUAUCCCGCGCCGGAAGCAGAGAGGCACGUCAGUUUCCAGCCUCGCCAAGAAAACGCCUGUUAGUGGUCAGAGUGUGGGGGGGAAAGGGACCGAGGUUCCCCACUGCUGCUGUUGAACACGCGCGGCUGCUGGAGCACACUGAGCUGCGCCCGGCCAUGGACAAGGCUCCCCUCUCAGCCCCCUUGAAAGGCAGUCUCAUGGGCAGAAUGUGACUAGAGAAGAGCCAAUGCUGAGAGCUACCUCAUGUAGCUGCCCACUUCCGUCCUAUUUGCCCUAUGAUGAUGGAUGAGUGGAAACCCAACCCCCAAGGCAAGCCAUGGAAGAAACGUAGCUGGUACCUGACCUGGAAGUACAAGCUAACAAACCAGAGGGCACUAAGGAGGUUGUGUCAGAUGGGGGCUGUUCUUUUCUUGCUAGUGACUGUCAUCGUGAACAUAAAGCUGAUUUUGGACACUAGAAGAGCAGCCAGUGAAGAGGAGGAGUCUGCUCAGGAUUAUGAUGAAGGCUUGCAAAACCUGGAGGUCCCACGACGACCUGUCAAUAGCAAGAAAGUUCUGGAUAUUGAGGUGUACUCCAGCCGCUCCAAGGUGUAUGUGGCAGUGGAUGGGACAACGGUUUUGGAAGAUGAAGCCCGGGAGCAAGGCAGAGGUAUCCAUGUGAUCGUAUUAAAUCAGGCUACAGGUCAUGUGAUGGCAAAGCGGGUUUUUGACACCUACUCUCCACAUGAGGAUGAAGCUAUGGUUCUCUUCCUCAAUAUGGUGGCAAGAGGUCGCAUCCUGAUCUUCACUAUUAAGGAUGAGGGCUCCUUUCACCUUAAGGACACAGCAAAGAAUCUCCUGAAGAACUUAGGAAGCCAGGUUGCAGGUUCCCUCGGCUGGCGGGAUAUGUGGACAUUUGUGGGGAAGAAAGGAGGUGAGGUCUACGGUGAAAAACAUGCCAAGUCUCCAGUACUUUCCACAUGGGGGGAGCCGGUCUUGCUGAAAACUGAAGUCCAGCUGACCUCUGUGGAAGAUGCAGAAUGCCACUGGCCUGACACAGAGCUGAAUCGCCGGAGGAAACGUUUCUGUAGCAAGGUGGAAGGUUAUGGCAGUGUCUGCAGCUGUAAGGACCCCACGCCUAUAGAGUUCAAUCCUGACCCACUGAAAGACAACAAGGUUUUUGAUGUGCCUGUGGCUGUCAUUGCAGGGAACAGACCCAACUACCUGUACAGGAUGCUACGUUCUCUGCUGUCGGCACAAGGAGUUGACCCACAGAUGAUUACAGUCUAUAUCGAUGGAUAUUAUGAGGAGCCAAUGGAUGUGGUGGAAUUAUUUGGAUUAAAGGGAAUUCAGCAUACCCCCAUCAGCAUUAAAAAUGCCAGAGUCUCCCAGCACUACAAGGCCAGCUUGACUGCAACAUUCAACUUGCAUCCAGAUGCCAAAUUUGCUGUGGUGCUUGAAGAAGAUUUGGACAUCUCCAUUGACUUUUUCAGCUUCCUAAGCCAGUCUCUCUACUUGCUGGAGGAAGAUGACAGCUUGUACUGCAUUUCUGCCUGGAAUGACCAGGGCUAUGAACACACCGCUGAGGAUCCCUCACUCUUGUAUCGUGUGGAGACCAUGCCAGGCCUGGGCUGGGUGUUGAGGAAGACUCUCUACAAGGAUGAGUUGGAGCCCAAAUGGCCAACACCAGAAAAGCUCUGGGACUGGGAUAUGUGGAUGCGAAUGCCAGAGCAGCGGAAAGGGCGAGAAUGCCUCAUCCCUGAUGUAUCGCGCUCAUACCACUUUGGCAUUGUUGGCCUCAACAUGAAUGGCUACUUUCAUGAAGCCUACUUCAAAAAGCACAAGUUCAACACUGUCCCCAGUGUCCAACUUAAAAACGUGGAGAGCUUAAAGAAAGAUGCAUAUGAAACUGAAAUUCAUCACCUGCUCAGUGAGGCAGAAGUUCUCGAUCACCGCAAGAACCCCUGCGAGGAUUCCUUUGUGCCGGACACUGAAGGAAAGAUCUAUGUGAUGUACAUCAAAAUGGAGCAGGAAGCAGAUUUCACCACCUGGACUCAACUUGCCAAGUGCCUCCACAUAUGGGAUUUGGAUGUCCGUGGGAACCACAAGGGACUGUGGCGGCUCUUCCGGAAGAAGAACCAUUUCUUAGUAGUAGGAGUCCCUGCCUCACCAUACUCAUCCAAGAAACCUUCCUCAGUGACCCCGAUCUACAUGGAGCCUCAAGCCAAGGAUGAGGCAGCAGGAGCUGUAGUGGCAGGAGCAGAGCAAACGUGAAGCAGGACCUGAGAGUGGUGCCCGUAUCGCCUCUGCAAUCUGCUGGGAAGAAGGGAGCAGGCACUUGCAGCUCUGCAGGAUCUCGAUGAUGAUUUUUCUGAAGACUUGGGAGUCGCAACGAGACACAUGGGCUGCAGGACGUCCUCCUGUCCUGGAGCAGCUGCUGCCAAGCGUGGAUCCAGUUGCCCUGGGAAAACCGCCUAGUAUUUUUCUAAGCAGCUGCAACAAUGCGAUUGUCUCAUUUUUAACACUGAUGCUUUACUACCUGGCCAUCCUUCCCCCCCCCCUCAAAUUGGGAGUUGGACCAGAGGAGCUGUCUGACAGAGAUGGGUUCCCUUUUAGGAGCUCCUUCUGCACCGCUGCUUCAGGAUAUGAUUUUUAUUUAUUAACUGUGUAUUGGGCAACAUCCUUUUUUAAAAAAAAAGGCUGUUGUCCUGCUUGUGUUUCUGGAGUGUUCGAAGAUUGCUUAUGGGAAUCUAAUCCCCUGAAAGCACGUGGGGCGGGGGACCAUCCUUCAGAGAGGAGAACCAAGUUGCCUCUGGGCUGGCUAAUGGGCUACGGAGCAGACAGUUCACCUGCAUGUGGGGAAUGGUUUGGUGUCGGAGAUGGAGGCUGCCCGCAUCAUCGGAAUGGAGGACAUAAACCACAAUGAACGGCAUGUAUCAGUACUGUGGACGAUCAAUUCUGGAUGCUUGGGCACAGAAUUCCAUUUCUCCCCUUUGGGACUUUAGAGGGGACAGGGUCUGUUUCAAGGUUCUGGCCUCUAGCUACCAAAUUUAGGCAACUCUUCUUGACUCCAACUCUCACCAAGAGUUGGCUAGGAGCAGCAUGCAGAGGCUGAGAAUGUGGGGCUUGGGGCUGACAUUGCUAUGGUGUCACUGCAAGCACAUGUUGUACAAUCCCAAGAAAAAGAGCCAAGAGGCAGUGAAAGAGUAGGUGCAAAAAGUGCCUUGAGCGAGCAAGUGCUGGCCUAGAAGAUGUCUGCCAGCUCAUACAAGGUAGAGAAGGAAUCUAACCAAACCUUAAUUCUGCUUGUCCCUUCGGAACAAGCUUCCUAAUACGCUUGAAAAUAAACCAGGGACACAGUUGUCCCUCUGUUGGUCUACCGUGGAGAUGAGCUGUGGCAGUAGCAGGCCACCUUCUUAUGGGAUAUUGGUGGUACGUGCCUAUUGGGCAAGCUCCUUCUUGUGGAGCUAAUAGGAAUUGGGUCCCUUCCUAUUGAUUUUUAGCCAGUCUUGUGGUUUUUGAGGUACAGCUUGCUGAAGCAUGUUGCUUGAAGAGAAGAUUUGGGAGUUGCCUUGUUUGCCAUCAGGGAGGUGUUGAUGGCUCUUGGGGAAAGAGUUGUGCUUUCCCCCCUGGAUUCCAGAUUUCUCCAAUUAGAGGUGAUGGAAAAGGGCAGCAAUUCAGGGAUAAAGAGGUAGAGAUAGUUUCCUCUUCCACAUCCUGUGCCUUAUUUGGUGAGGAGAGACCUAAGAUCUAGAAUGUAACUUUCAGUAGAUCAAUUCAUUAAACAACAAAAGGGAAGGGAGCAUUGCCCAGUAAGGGACAGUCAGGUUCUAGUUUAGUACAAGACUGUCCUUCCUUUUGGUGGAGGGUGGGGCACUUCUCCUGUUUUCUCUUCCAUUCCUCCUUCUCUCCCUCCUCAACCAGUUUCCAAACUAACUGGAUACAUAAGAGAGUUGAUGCUAUUUGAGGAUGCCUGGGGUGACAAAUGGGAGAGGGACUAGAAAGUGGAGCUAAACGACACAGUAUUGCUGUAAUUAUAGCAAUGUUUGAGCCAACAGCUGUGGCUCCCUUGAAUAAGGUUCUGUCCUCACCCUCUCUGUUUCUGCAUUGGGGGUCCCACUUGAAUUGGGAUUGUCUUGUUUCGUAUCAGUUAGCUUGUCCUAUAUAUAUAUAUUCUUGCCCAUACCAGAGCCCUAAUGAUUCCUGUGGCCAAGAAGGAGACUACAGGGUAUUGUAGAUGGCUUGGCUAAAGUUAUUUAUUUAGUACAGAUCUGUAUAUAAGUUGUUUAUUUACAGAGGCAGCCCAGGACCUGAGUCUAUUCAAUCUAUUCUUUCUUCUGGUGGUGUUGAUACAAUAAAUGGGGUCGCAUGAGUGGAUUCUUUGCCUGUUGAGAUAAUGGGGCUUGCAUCCCUGCUACAGAUAUUGCCAGAUGCUACAUGGCCAAGUAAAACAGGCUGGUAAUUCAGGUGAAUGGAAACAGGAAUAUGAGUUUAUGGUGGCCUUGCCUGUUAGACUUGAAGCACUUCUAUUGAUCAAAGAGUUGUCCUUCAGCUGCAAGAUGAGUGUGGCCAGAUGAUGAGCAGAGCACACCUGGGUCUAAAGGGAGUGCUUGUGCUGCUUCUUCCCUGAGUGCUUAGUCAAUUAUUUGUCAACUGCAUCAUGUUUCAUUGGUAAACUUGGCUAUAUGUGCUACUCCCUAAGCCAUUUUCACCAAGAACAAUAGAGAUUAACUUUGAGCCACUUUAUACAUUCUGCAGAAGAAUUUGCAUUUGUCAAGUAAGCACUAAAAUUCAGAGAAGGUACGUAUUUCUGUAACCAGGAACUUGGGAAGAAUAACUCACCUGGACUCAAAUUUACACUCUUGUGAGUGAGUGUGCACCCUGUAAAGAUGCAUGGUGACCACUAAGAUUGUUUGUGUUUCUGCUGAUGCAUGAAAUGGCCCUAAUUGUGAAAAGAAUUUGCCGUUUUGUAGCAACAUGGUAUGGAACAUGCUUUUGCUUGUUCGAUUUUAAGUUGUUUGACUCUCUUAAGGAGUGGAUCCUUUUGCAGGGAGGAGGGAGCAACUGCUCACCUUCAGUCUGUGAAGCCAACCAUGGGAAAUCAUGCUCUGCAGAAACAGUUUCUGAUUUGGAAACGUGAACAGAUGUGGCUUUGAAGCCACCCAACUACUCGAGCCUUGUAGAGAGUUGGGCCUUCUGCACAUUGGCUUUUUCAGAGGUAGCGAAUUCGUGUUAACCACCCUGAGCAUGGUUUCACUUACAGAAGUGGAGUCCUUAUUGCAGAUCCAGCCCUGAGAUAUCAAAAUCCUUGAUAGAAGGGAGGGAUACCCUACUUCUGGGGAAGGACUUUGGAGCAAUGAAAAGAUGAGAUUGUCUCUUUGCCUGGGACUAAGGGGCCCUGGUCUCCUAAAAGUUUGAUAAGGAAGAGCACAGGCAUCUUCCAUACUCCCAUGUGUGCACUGGUUGGUGCUAGGUACUUGAUUGAUUGAUGGUGCUAGGUACUUGUUGCAGUAAGACAAUUCUUGUCUUUCCUGUGUGCAAAGUCAGGUCAUUUGAUGUAGUAGUUUUGCUCCAAGAGGAUGGUCAAAGACCAGAAAGGGCCCUGAAUGUAGAUAGUCUGAAUGUAACAAUGUUCUACUCUUGGUGUGCUGGCAGUGGUACCCAUUCUUCCGUGUCUGACCAAAUGCAACGCAUUUAUGGUGAUGACAACAAGGAUACCAUGGAAACAACAUCUUGUUUCAGAGGAUUUGUGUAUGCAAAUGGCUUAACUUUUUUGUGAGGACUUGAUUUGGUUGGAUUUUUGUGUGUUUGGUUUCUGGGAAGGAAGUGGCUUAUGGUAAGGAUGGUAUGGGGUGUGUCCUCUCCCAGUCAAGAAGAACAAUUCAAACUUGCAGAUAAGUCUAGAAAGCCUUAUAAGCUCUGAAAUUCCUGCCUGCCUUCCAUAUACUGAUAUGCCAAUGGGCAGAUAGAGCAGCUUUUCCAGAGAAUUAUUUGCUCUGAAAUCAGUUGCUGCAGCCAAGUUUCAGCAAGGCAAGGGCCAUUUGGGGGAGUAGGGGGUGGAAUUGCGGGAAAAUACAUUUUUUCACACACACACACACACACACACACACACACACACACACAUAGUUAUUAAUUCGGUUUUUCUUUUAGCUAGUUUUUGAGAACCCUUAAAUUAUUAUUUUUUAGCAAAAAUAGUUUUGUAUGCUUCCCUGUAAAAGAAAAACAAUUCUGGCUUGGAAGAGCUAACUCGGAAUAUUAUAACUUUUUAGGCACAGUUCAGCUACAUUUAAAUCAAUGAGAGUUUUGAUUUUAAUGGAAGGUAUAUUGUGUCCUGAAGCUACACUUCUGAAAUAGACAAAUGAGGGUUGUGCAUUUAACAGGGACUGAAUUCCAAUAAUACAGACAUACCUUUUUUAAAAAAUUCACUUGUCAGCUGCAGUCCUACUCAUGUUUAUUCUCAAAUAAGUCCCAUUGACUUCAGCAGGGACUUCCUUCUGAAUAAACAUACAUAAGAGCAAAUGUGAACACAACAAAAUGGCUGAUCUUCCAUUCAGCCUUAAAUUCCUGGCAAGGGGGUUGCCUCCGGCGCAUGCACACACACACAGAAUAAAAUCUCUACUUCCCUUGCCAAACUUCACAAAUUCUGCAAACUAAACAGAAUGAAUUCUAAAGAAAACCUUUGCUUCAGUUUUCAAUAGAAUUCAAUAAAACCGCUACUGUUUACACAACUGCAGAUCUUACAUGUGAUUUAAGAUCUUGAGCAGCAGGUGGAGGCCAUGGCGAGAGGUUCCUUUGCCCAGCUUUGGCUGGUCCACCAGUUGCAGCCCUAUCUCGACCGGCAGGCCCUGGCAACGGUAACUCAUGCUCUCGUCUGGAUUAGUGUAAUGUGCUCUACCUGGGAUUGCCUUUGAAGCUUCAGUUGGUCCAAAAUGCGGUGGACCGCCUGCUUAUGGGCACUAGGAGAUAUGAUAGUGUGACACCUCUAUUGUGGUUGCUGCAUUGGUUACCUAUUUGCUUCCGGGUCCUAUUUGCUGGUUCUCACCUUUAAAACCCUUCAGGGCUUAGCACCUGUUUACCUUCAGUAUCGCCUCUCUUGGCCAGUUCUGUCCCAUCAUGUGAGAUCUUCUCAUGUUGCCUUCUUUUGGUCCCUGGUCUCAGAGAGGUCCGUAGUACUAGGGCCCAUAGAAGGGCUUUCUCUGUUGCUGCCCCUUCACUUUGGAAUUCUCUUCCCCCAGAUUUGGUCUGCCACCUCCUUUUCAGCCUUUAAGAUCUUAUUGAAGAUAUUUCUUUUCUGCCAGGCGUUUACCCUUUAAAUCUCUCUCUCUCUCUCUCUCUCUCUCUCUCUCUCUCUCUCUCUCUCUCUCUCUCUCAAAAUCUUGGAUGCUGUUCUUGCUUUGUAUACCGCCCCGAGUCUGUGGAUUGGGUGGUAUAUUAAAAAAAAAACCAUAAAUAAAUAAGCAUAAUUCACAAUAUAAUAAAUAUUCAAGAUGAUAUUCAGAAUAAUCAAAAAGAAUAGUAUUUGAAAAUUGAAUAUUUUAAUACAUCAAUCACUCCUCCCUUUCUUACCUUGCUCCUCUGCAAUGCCAGGUUGGUCCAAAAUAAGCCUGAACUCAUCCAUGAUUUGAUUAUGGAUGAAGGGGCCGACCUGGUAUGUAUUACCGAGACUUGGUUGGGGGAGGCUAGUGGUCCAGUCUGAUCCCAACUUCCCCCUCCAGGAUAUUCUGUAGAGGAGCAGGUGAGAGGAGGUGGAGUGGCUGUGGCCUAUAAGGAUAACAUCUCCCUCACCAGGGUCCCUGUUAGGGUCUCAGACCAUACUGAAUGUGUGUACUUAAGUUUGGGGACCAGGGAUAGAUUGGGACUUCUGUUGGUGUACCGAUUGCCCCACUGCACAACGGAAUCCCUUACUGAGAUCACGGACUUGGUCGCGGAACUCGCAUUGGAGUCUCCCAGACUUUUGGUGCUGGGAGACUUCAGUGUGUGUUUUGGUACCAAUUUGUCCAGGGCAGCUCAGCAAUUCAUAGCAGCCAUGACAACUAUGGGCCUAUCCUAAGUGGUCUCUGGACUGAUGCAUAUUGCAGGUCACAUGCUUGAUUUGGUCUUCUACUCUGAUCAGGGUGGUGUUCCAUGGGUGGGGACUCCUAUGAUCUCCCCGUUGUCAUGGACGGACCACCAUCUGGUUAAAGUUGGACUUACAACCACUUCCCACCUCCGCAGGGGCGAGGGGCCUAUUAGAAUGGUCCGCCCGAAGAGGUUAUUGAAUCCAGUAAGAUUCCAAGAAGCCUUGGAGGGAUUCAGUGUUGGCUUUGCUGGUGAUCCUGUUGACGUCCUGGUUGAGAAUUGGAACAACUUGCUCACCAGGGCAGUAGACACAAUUGCUCCCAAGCAUCCCCUCUGACUCGCUUCAAAAUUGGCCCCUUGGUAUACGGAAGAUCUACGGCGCCUAAAGCGGCAAGGUAGGCGACUGGAGCACAAGUGGAGAAAGACUCAACUCGAAUCUGAUAGAUUACAACAUAGAGCACAUUUAAAGAUCUAUGCUCAGGCAAUACAUGCAGCAGAGAAGCAGUUCUUUUCUGCCCGUAUUGCCUCUGCGAGUUCACGUCCAGCGGAGUUGUUCAGGGUUGUGAGGGGACUAGUAUCUGCCCCCCACCCCCGAACCAGAAUUUGGAGUCAUCAGUUACCCGCUGUGAUGUGUUUAAAGAGUUUUUCACAGAUAAAAUCUCUCUGAUUCAGUCCAACCUAGAUGGAGACUCCACAAUUAAUUUGAUGUCUGAACUGGAGAUGUCCAACAACUCCUCUUAUGUGAUUCGACUGGAUCGGUUUCAGUUUGUGACUCUUGAGAGGAUGUGGACAAGCUGCUUGGAUUGGUGAGGCCUACCACUUGUCCUCUUGACCCUUGUCCAACAUGGCUUGUUCUAUCUAGCAGGGAGGCUCUUGAAGGAGGCCUGGUAGAAAUCAUAAAUGCGUCUCUGAGGGAGGGCGGGAUGUCUCCUUCUCUUAAGGAUGCAAUCAUUAGACCUCUUCUAAAGAAGCCAGCAUUAGAUCCCUCAGAUUUGAGCAAUUAUAGGCCUGUUUCCAACCUCCCAUAGUUGGGCAAGGUAAUUGAGAAAGUGGUAGCCUUUCAGCUCAAAGUGGUCUUGGAGAAAACUGAUUAUCUAGACCCAUUUCAAACUGGUUUUCGGGCGGGCUAUGGGAUGGAGACUGCCUGUGUCGUCCUGAUGGAUGAUCUCCAGUUGGGAAUUGACAGAGGAAAGUGUGACUCUGUUGGUCCUUUUGGAUCUCUCGGCGGCUUUCAAUACUAUCGACCAUAGUAUCCUUCAGGAACAUCUGAGAGUGUUGGGGGUGAGAGCACUGUUUUACAGUGGUUCCACUCCUACCUCUCAGACAGAUUCCAGAUGGUGUCGAUUGGAGACUGUUGCUCUUCGAGAUCUGAGCUUAACUAUGGUGUCCCCCAAGGCUCCAUACUUUCUCCAAUGCUUUUUUAACACCUACAUGAAACCGCUGGGAGAGAUUAUCAGGGGAUAUGGAGCUGGGUGUUAACAGUAUGCUGAUGACACCCAGAUCUACUUCUCCAUGUCAACUUCUUCAGGAGUUGGCAUAUCCUCCCUAAAUGCCUGCCUGGAAGCAGUAAUGGGCUGGAUGAGAGAGAAUAAACUGAAGCUGAAUCCAGAUAAGACGGAGGUACUUAUUGUGCGAAGUCAGAACUCCAGAGACUAUCUUGAUAUACUUGUUCAAGAUGGGGUCACACUUCCCCAAAAGGAACAGGUUCGCAGUCUGGGAGUACUUCUGCAUCCACACCUCUCCUUGGUUUCUCAGGUUGAGGAGGUGGCCAGGGGUGCUUUCUAUCAGCUUCAGCUGAUACGCCAGCUGCACCCGUUUCUCGAGAUCAAUGACCUCAAAACAGUGGUACAUUUGUUGUUAACCUCCAGACUUGACUUCUGUAAUGUGCUCUACAUGGGGCCUGCCUUUGUACAUAGUCCGAAAACUUCAGUUGGUUCAGAAUGCGGCAGCCAGAUUGGUCUCUGGGUCAUCCGUUGUAAUCCUUUGCUGAUGGAGCUUCACUGCCUGCCAAUUGGUUUCUGGGCAAAAUACAAAGUGCUAGUUAUAUAAAAUACAAAGCCCUAAACGGAUUAGGCCCUGGGUAUUUAAGAGAGCAUCUUCUUCACUGUGAGCCACACCGUCCACUGAGGUCAUCUGAGGACCGUCUCCAGUUACUGCCAACUCAUCUGGUGGCUACACAGAGACGGAUCUUCUCAGUUACAGCCCCGAGAUUGUGGAAUGCACUCCCUGUUGAAAUAUGAUCCUCCCCAUCUCUGGCAAUUUUUAAAAAAAUCUGAAAACCCAUCUUUUCACCCAAGCUUUCCCAGCUUUUAAAAAUUGUCUGUUAUUUUAUGGUUGAUUUUAAAUUGGUGAAUUGUUUUAACUUUUUAUAUAUAUUUUAAUUGUUUUAUGUUAACUGCCCAGAGACAAAAGUUUGGGCAGUAUAGAAGUUUGAUAGAUAGAUGAAUAAUAUUUCAGACAAAAUUUUCUGGCUGGCCACUACUGAAGGCAGAAUAUGAGACCAGAUCUCCAAUAAGGAUCAAUAAUUCUUAGCUUUUCUUAACACUCUGGAUUUGGUUUUUGUUUUGCCAGGGGAGGAGGAGUAACCUGUAAAUAACUUGUUUCCUGAAUAGCUGCUGAUUUCAGACUUUGCCUAACUCUGUGGGGGUGCAGGGCUAAAAGGAAAAUGCAGAUAAUUUAGGUGUUUAAAAAAAUAGGAUCAUAAAUUCCUCAAGAGUUCUAUCUUGAGGCAUCUAGCACUUUCCAGACCUACAGAUACCCAGAACAGUGUGGAAUCUUUGGAUAAUAUCCAUUUUGUUUGAAAUAUGCUUCUCCAUGUAACUCAAACUACUGGUGACAAUGCACAACUCCCGAAUGUAAAGCUGUCACACCCUAUGGUCUCUCAGUGGAUUGGUGUACGUAUGUAAGGCUCUCCAAUGCCAGGUGGUUCAAACUGUUGUAACCGUACUCUUAAAAGCUGCCAUGUGGAACAGACUUGUUUCUUGCUGUGUCUUUCUUUUCCACUUGGUAUCUUACUUUCUCUCCCUUCUCCACCUACCCCCCUCUGGAUUUCUUUUCCCCUUUCCUUUUCUGUAAUUCCCCUUUAACACAGAAUGAUGUCAUUUAAUGGGCUGGGUGUUCCUGGGUCUUUGGCAGGCCUCUUCUUGCAUGCAGCUGGGAAGGGAACUGGGGCUGCAUGCAGGAGGGGUGGCUGCUUCUUGGAAUCCAACUGUAAGUUUUUUGUUUUGUCCUUGGUUUGUUUUUCAAAAAUAAAGGUGGCAAAACUUGUUACA